CCUCCGCAGUCCCUGGCCACAGACCUGGAGGAGGCCGAGGAGCAGCACGCCCAGGCCCUGCGCAGCCACCUCCACAACAUCGACCGCCUGCUGCAGCUCCAGCGCUGCCGCCUGACGUGCCUGGAGGAGGGGUUCAGCACCCAGCUGGAGGCCCUGAAGACGGAGUUUGAGGCGGAGAGGAGGACCAUCCUGGAGCAGCACGAGCGAGAAACCUGCUACCUGCGGGACGUGGCGCUGGCCAUGGAGCUGAAUUACGCCAAGAACGACCGGGAGGCCACGCUGAAUUUCCAGAGCACCCGGGCUGACAUCAAAAAUAAGAGCCUGCAGGAGAAGGAGCAGAGCCGCACGCGGCUGGGCAGGAGGCUGGAGGUGCUCUGGGAGCAGUUCCAACGGGCCAUGCAGAGCUACGGGGAGGCCACCGAGCACCAGAAGAUCGCUUUCGAGGCCCUGAAGGAGAAGAACAAGAAGAGCUCCAGGGAGAUCAAGAUGCAGGCGAAGAAGCUGCAGAAGCUCCAG
Messenger RNA from Leptosomus discolor (cuckoo roller), 516 nucleotides. The record is from RefSeq and is a predicted model, not a curated record. Lineage: Eukaryota; Metazoa; Chordata; Aves; Leptosomiformes; Leptosomidae.